AGUUCCGCCUUCCAACUGAAGCAUCGCCUCCUCUGCCUGAUGACCUUCAAACUGACAUGCCGCCACUUCCUGGUUCUCCGGCAGCUUUUGGCCUUCAAACUCAGACUUGAGGAACAUCAGCUCUCCAGAUUGUGGACUUGUCAACCUCCUCCAGGGUCCUUCUUGCAAGGGGAAACUUUGACUCUGAAUUGGAAACAUCCCACUGACCAGAAUGAAGAGGAAAUCCCAGGACUGCAAGUCCAGAUUGCCAGACAACUCUGCGGUGAAGCAGCAGCAGUUGCCUGCCUUCCGGCUCCAGCUCUCAGCCAACGAGAUCCUCUCUGGCUUUUUUGCCACAGGGGUCUUCUGCCUUGGCAUGGGCGUCAUCCUUCUGUUGUCUGCAAAGAGCAUCAGAGAAAUAGAGAUUAAUUAUACAGAAAAAUGUGCAAGUUGUGCAAAACUGCGAGAAGAUGCCACUAAUUUUGACAAAGAAUGCAACUGCUCUAUUUCCUUUUACCUUCCACAGAAAAUGGAGGGUAAUGUUUAUCUGUACUAUAAAUUGUAUGGCUUCUAUCAGAACCUCUAUCGGUAUAUUCUGUCCAGAAGUAAUAUCCAGCUGUUGGGUACGGAUGUAAAGGAUGUUAGAAACUGUGCUCCGUUCAAAACCUCUGACAAAGGGCUCCCCAUCGCUCCGUGCGGUGCAAUUGCCAACAGCCUGUUCAAUGACACCUUCAUUCUUCUGUACAACCCUGAUUCAUCUACACAGAUCGAAGUUCCAAUGAUGAGGACUGCGACUGCAUGGUGGACAGACAAGUACGUCAAGUUUCAGAACCCAACUUACCAAAAUCUUUCUCAUGCAUUUGAAGGAACUGCAAAGCCUCCGAACUGGCCUAAGCCUGUCUAUGAACUAGAUGAAGAGGACCCAAGGAACAACGGCUUCAUCAAUGAUGACUUCAUCGUGUGGAUGCGGACAGCCGCCUUUCCCACUUUCAAGAAACUGCACCGCCGACUCCAUCGAAUAGACAAUUUUACCGAAGGCUUACCUGCUGGUAGCUAUAGUUUCAUCAUAAACUACAACUUUCCCGUAAGCAGGUUCCAAGGACAAAAAGCACUUGUUCUCUCCACCCUGACGUGGAGUGGAGGCAGCAGCCUUUUCUUAGGCCUCGCCUAUCUGGUGACAGGAGCUGUGACUUUGUUGGCCUUCUUUUCCAUGAUGGCAGUUCACCUGAAGCUGAAAGAAAGGAAAACGUUCUUCCUCCAGUAGUAAAGUCAAGCAUUAAAAAGAAAAACAGAAAAUACAGAAAUGGACAGUGAAGUAAUGGAGCCAAAGAUCUCAAAAUGGGGUCUUCUACCAAGGGGAGCUGGACUCACUGACCAAGUACUCUUCCAGAGACAUACGUAAUAAGAGUUUCAAAGUAAAGAAAAAGAAGAGAAGGAGGCAUAAUUAGGUAUAGUAAAAUGUCCUUGGGAUGGGGAGGCUAAAUCAUCCUUGAGUUCUAAA
Molecule: messenger RNA, 1480 nt
Organism: Odocoileus virginianus texanus
Lineage: Eukaryota; Metazoa; Chordata; Mammalia; Artiodactyla; Cervidae
Product: cell cycle control protein 50C
Cellular component (GO): endoplasmic reticulum; plasma membrane; Golgi apparatus
Source: RefSeq, a predicted model, not a curated record